Molecule: messenger RNA, 953 nt
Organism: Megalops cyprinoides (Indo-Pacific tarpon)
Lineage: Eukaryota; Metazoa; Chordata; Actinopteri; Elopiformes; Megalopidae
Gene: phpt1
Product: phosphohistidine phosphatase 1
Exons: 3
Coding region: 17-448 (143 amino acids)
Biological process (GO): peptidyl-histidine dephosphorylation
Cellular component (GO): cytosol
Molecular function (GO): protein histidine phosphatase activity
Source: RefSeq, a predicted model, not a curated record
UACCAAUCAGAGACGAAUGCGAAGCGCGGUUGUUGAGGAAUGGGGAAAAUUCCUCUUCCUGUUUGGGACUCUAAUCAUGGCUGCCGAGCGGCUCGCAAAUAUUCCAGAAGCAGAUAUAGACCCGAACGGCGUGUUUAAAUAUGUGCUUAUUCGGGUGCACAGCACCGAGGAAGGAGAUGACUCAAGUGUAGAUAUUGUACGCGGCUAUGCGUGGGCAGAAUAUCACGCGGAUAUAUACGAUCGGGUAGCAGCCGAACUGGAGAAGGGAGGUGGGCUGGACUGCGAAUGCUUGGGAGGGGGCAGAAUUAAACACGACAGCCAGGCCAAGAAGAUCCAUGUGUAUGGUUAUUCCAUGGGUUUUGGGAGGGCUAAUCACUCUGUUGCCACAGAGAAGCUGAAGGCCCGGUACCCUGAUUAUGAAGUGACCUGGGCUGAUGAGGGGUACUGAUGAACUCGACAGGGUCUCUCAUUUGCCUGAAUGCAUUACCUUAAUGGCUAGGGGGGGUCAUUUAAACAGCACAUUUAGUUGACCAAAGGACCGAAGUCUGUAUAAAACAGAAUGUGGUCAAGGAAACCCUUAUUGUUCAUGACGAUGAGAGUUGCUCAUUUCCUCAUAAUCUGGGUCUGUUUCCCCCUCAUCUAAUCCCCACUGCAAUAAACAAAGCACCUGGAUCUGGCCCACACCUGUGCUUUUCAGCUGUAUUCUAGUGCAAUGGGAAUCCAUUUGCUGCCAAUGUCCAGUAUAGGAUGUAAUGGUCGUGUAGCAGAAACUCACAAAGCCUCCUUUGCAGUCUGAUAGAUAGCGAAUAGUUGUUUCAGUUGUGAUAUAGCUCAGUGUUCUACUAAUCAAAACAUUAGGUUUAAAGACCUGCUUAAGUCAGUGCAGUCGGUCUGUGGUCUUCUUUGCAGCUGAGGUACCACCAGGAAGAGGAGAGAAGCAUAAUUUAUUUACA